AUGAGAGACUGUAUAUCAAUAGACACCCCUGUAGCUAAAGGUGAAAAUUUAAGCCUUGAAACAUGUCCCAAAACUCAAAGUGAAAAAGACGCCAUGAAGAGGGUCCCAUAUUCAAGUGCAAUUGGGAGUUUAAUGUAUGCAAUGUUGUACACGUCCCGAUAUUUGUUAUGCAGUGGUCUUGUUAGUCGUUAUCAAUCUAAUCCAGGACAAACACAUUGGAAAGUUGUUAAGAGAAUUUUAAGAUACUUAAGGGGCACUGUUGAUUACAAAUUAUGUUAUCAAGGAAGUGACUUACAGUUGGUGGGCUACUCUGAUGCUGACUGGGGUGGAGACUUAGAUGAAAGAAAGUCCACUUCUGGUUAUGUUUUUUUGCUUAACAAUGGUACUAUUUCAUGGAGUAGCAAGAAACAAACAUGUAUAACUUUAUCAACUAUGGAAGCAGAGUUCAUUGCAUGCUAUACAUCAAUACAAGAAGUUGUAUGGCUAAAAAGGUUCAUGGAGCACUUAGGGAUCAUUGCCAAGCCAAUAGAUGCAGUGCAAAUUUUUUGUGAUAGCCAAGCAGCAAUGACAUACACUAAAGGCCCUAAGUAUCAUAGUAAGACUAAGCACAUAGAUACAUAG
Solanum stenotomum is the source of this 621-nucleotide messenger RNA. Its product is annotated as secreted RxLR effector protein 161-like. NCBI's taxonomy places the organism in Eukaryota, Viridiplantae, Streptophyta, Magnoliopsida, Solanales, Solanaceae. The transcript has a single exon. The record is from RefSeq and is a predicted model, not a curated record. Bases 1 to 621 code for a protein of 206 amino acids.